This is a messenger RNA of Sporothrix schenckii 1099-18, 1773 nucleotides long. Its product is annotated as mitogen-activated protein kinase kinase. Gene Ontology annotation, molecular function: ATP binding; protein kinase activity. The transcript has 3 exons. The record is from RefSeq and is a predicted model, not a curated record. Bases 1 to 1773 code for a protein of 590 amino acids. NCBI's taxonomy places the organism in Eukaryota, Fungi, Ascomycota, Sordariomycetes, Ophiostomatales, Ophiostomataceae. Gene Ontology annotation, biological process: protein phosphorylation.
AUGGCCGACUUUGCGCCCCGGUCGAUGAAGCGGAAGAACGUCAAGGGCCUCGCCCUGACGCCGGCCGCGCCCAAGCCGCCGCCGACCGCCGAGACCGCCAACAACGGUGGCGACCCCAACGACGAGUCUGCCCAUCUUGAGAUCGGCAUCGAAUACAACCUGGAUCUGCGGCCCGAAGACAUUGAGUUCAUCAAGGAGCUGGGCUCCGGCAACGGCGGCACCGUCAGCAAAGUCCGGCACAUCCCGACCAACACAACGAUUGCCCGCAAGGUCAUCCAUGUCGAGGCGAAGCGGGAAAUGCGCAAGCGGAUCGUGCGCGAGCUGCAGAUCAUGCGCGGCUGCCACUCCGAGUACAUUGUGACCUUUUACGGCUCGUUCCUCAACGACAACAACGACGUGAUUAUGUGCAUGGAGUACAUGGACGUCGGCUCCCUCGACCGCGUGUCGCGCGUCUUCGGCCCCGUCCGCGUCGACGUCCUCGGCAAGAUCGCCGAAGCCACCCUCGGCGGCCUGACGUACCUCUAUGUGAAGCACCACAUUAUGCACCGCGACAUCAAGCCCUCCAACAUCCUGCUCAACUCCCGCGGCAACAUCAAAUUGUGCGACUUUGGCGUCUCCGGCGAGCUCAUCAACUCCAUCGCCGACACCUUUGUGGGCACCUCCACGUACAUGGCGCCCGAGCGCAUCCAGGGCGAACGGUACACGGUCAAGUCGGACGUGUGGAGCUUCGGCCUGUCCAUCAUGGAGUUGGCCAUUGGCAAGUUCCCCUUUGCCGCCAGCGAGCAGCUGUCGGAUGCGGAGAGCGCCCCGGCCGGUAUUCUCGACCUCCUCCAGCAAAUCGUCCACGAGCCCGCACCACGCCUGCCCAAGAGCGACGCCUUCCCAAGCAUUCUCGAAGACAUGAUUCAAAAGUGUCUCUUCAAAAACCCCGACGAGCGGCCCACGCCGCAGGAGCUGUUUGACCGGGAUCCGUUCGUGCAAGCCGCCAAGAGAACGCCUGUCGACCUGCGCGAGUGGGCUGUCGGCAUGAUGGAGCGCGACAACCGCAAGUCCCACCUCGCCCCCCAGCUGUCGCCUGCCACGCAGGAGCUCCUCCGCGGCACCGAUUCCCCGACGACGUACCACGGUGAUGACCGUGACCGUACGCUACAGACACCAACUUCAGGUGAGAUCCCCAUUGUGGGCGAUAUUUUGUCACCACAUGACCAACAUGGCAUCAGCCUUCCGAAUCGGUCCCCAACGCGGGCUGCCGUUGGAUCUGGCAACGGCCUCGGCAGUGCCGGGAUCGGCGGCGGCGCUGGGGGUAGCAGCAGUGCCGGACUCGGCAGCCUUGGCCGCGCAAGUGGACAGGCUGUACAUCCGGGACUGGGAGCACGAGUAGCCACCGCCGAAUCGAUCCCCCGCGUGCCUGUGCCGAUCGCAACGGGCCUCGGCAACGGCCUCUCCGGCGGCCCCACCAGCGCCGGUACGAGCCCAGCGACGUUCUCCCUCCCUGUCCGUCUGGCACCACAGCCGAGUGGGCCACCACCGCCCCCGCCUCCGAAGAAAGAGACGCCCGAUGAGCUGCGGCGCCGACAGCUGCAGCAGCAGCCACCCCACCAGCAGCAGCACUCGAAUUCGCAUUCGCAUCACUCGCACCAGCACCAGCACCAGCACGCGCAGCAGUACCAUUACCAACAACAACAGCACCAGAGCCAGCAGCCGCCAUACCAGCCGCAAACUGUUUAUACUUCGACAAGCGACACGUACCCCCUCGGAUACCCAACGAAAUGA